Molecule: messenger RNA, 734 nt
Organism: Hordeum vulgare subsp. vulgare (domesticated barley)
Lineage: Eukaryota; Viridiplantae; Streptophyta; Magnoliopsida; Poales; Poaceae
Exons: 1
Coding region: 2-406 (134 amino acids)
Source: RefSeq, a predicted model, not a curated record
GAUGCGACUGGAAGCGGCGGGCGCUCGCGGGCACUCCAGGGUCCAGCCCUAUAUAAGUCACCCUUCUCGCUGGCUCGCUGCUAGCUCGUGGUCGUACGUCGGCUUCAUCGAGCAAACUCGCCUCCACACAACGCACACAAGGGAAACUGGGAAAAGAUCUAUACAGAUUCAAGUCGAGUUAGUAGGUUCAGAGAUGGUGUUCAACGUCGUUGCUGCCGCGGUGAUCGUCGGCCUGGGCGCUGUGGGCGCCUAUUUCCUUUGGCCGGCGGCUGUCGUUGCCGGCGGGAUGAUGAAGGCGCCCGGCGCGGCCGGAUUUCUGAUCUCGCGCGCCGCAUUUGCGGCCAACCCUCAGAUGUACUUCCAGCUCCUGCACAACGCCGGUGCUGCGGCCGCCUUCGCGGCCUAGAGAGGCAAGGCACGCUAGGAGUACCAAGUUAGUGCCGGUACGCUACGUAGUUAGUAUGGAGUUAGGGGUAGGGACUGAUCUUUCGUAUUUGGGCACGUAUGGAGUGCCCAAGCUAAGCAAGUAGUACUACGCAUCAGUCUAGUUCAGGAGUAGUAUGAUCUUUUGUACUUGGGCACGUAUGUGUUGCCCAAGCAAAGCUAGUGUCAAGUUCAAGAUUUAUCUUCUGUACCUGGACCGUGCGUGUAUGUUCGGCACAAGUUAGUAGCGUGUCAAGAGGCUGAAGCUACUCUGUAAUAUAGUAACCGCUAUAUGUGUGUGUGUGUCCCUG